AUGGAGAAUUUACCAGAGUCACCAUUUUCGAAAUCCACAUUCACAUCAUCGUUAUCAUCGCUAUCGUUAUGCAACAUUUCUUCUUCUCCUUCUUCUAAUGUAGAUACACAACAAAAUUCUCUUGAUUUAGAUGCUCUCACUCCAAAUCAGUUGGUGCUAUUACUCCAUGAUGGUAAUCUUCGUGAAGAUGUCAUGUAUCAACUCAUCAAGAAGCGAGAUACAUGUGAAGAUCUAGCUCUGCUACUGUGGAACACCUUCAAUGCAGUUUACAUGCUUUUGCUGGAAGUCAUAUCAGUGUAUUGGAAGUUGUCGCCCUCAAUGCUAUCUAUGAAGGAGUCAACUCGAGCGUGUAAUGCUCUUGCUUUGUUUCAGGUUUUGGCCAAAAACUCAGAAACAAGAGAGGAGCUUAUAGAAGCUAAAAUACCAUGUUAUUUGUAUCCAUUUCUCAAGGCUAGUGGAGAUGACAAGCCUUUGGAGUAUUUGAGGCUCACCAGCUUGGGUGUUCUCGGUUCCCUAGCAAAGUUUGAUGAUCCAAAUGGAUCAAAGGUCCUUCAUUUUUUCAUGGAAACGGAAGUGGUUCCUUUGUGCCUUGCGUGCAUGGAUCUAUGUGAUGAACUGUCACAGAAGGUUGCAACCCUCAUAGUUAUGAAAAUUCUGAUGCAAGAGAAAGGAAUGACCUAUUGUUGUGCUACUCCUGAACGCUUCUUCUCGAUAGUACAGGUCUUGUACCGAGUGGUACAAAAACUUACUGAACAACCUUGUUUGCUGCAUCUAAUGUAUGUGGUACAAUGUUAUCUAAGUCUUUCAGAAGUAUUAAAGUUCAUCAGGCCAUGUGAUGCAUUCAAAAGACAAGUUCCUCCUCAGCUAUUUGACAAUACCUUUAAGGACAUUCUUUGUGACGACCACGAAACUUCAUGGAUGUUGCAGCUGCUACAUUUCAAUAUUUAUGGAUGUUUAUCUUCUGCCGAUUGAAGACGACAGUAACAAGAUUGCAAUGCAGGAAAAUAAUUUCAAAGGUUAACUAGGAGAAGAAGUGAACUUGUUCGGUAGGAAAAGACAACAAACAAUGACCUGAGUAGCUUUUAAGUUUAACUUUCAAACUGUUGAAAUUGAUGCUUUUGCUUUGUUGUGUACUGCAUUAUAGCU
Molecule: messenger RNA, 1146 nt
Organism: Solanum dulcamara
Lineage: Eukaryota; Viridiplantae; Streptophyta; Magnoliopsida; Solanales; Solanaceae
Product: cell differentiation protein rcd1-like
Exons: 9
Coding region: 1-972 (323 amino acids)
Biological process (GO): negative regulation of translation; mRNA catabolic process
Cellular component (GO): CCR4-NOT core complex; CCR4-NOT complex; P-body
Source: RefSeq, a predicted model, not a curated record